Camponotus floridanus (Florida carpenter ant) is the source of this 750-nucleotide messenger RNA. RefSeq lists its product as uncharacterized. The record is from RefSeq and is a predicted model, not a curated record. The coding region runs from base 1 to 750 and encodes 249 amino acids. Lineage: Eukaryota; Metazoa; Arthropoda; Insecta; Hymenoptera; Formicidae. The transcript has 2 exons.
AUGGUAUCUUGCGAACUCAAGGCUGCGAUCGAUGCAAUUGCAGAGCAACUAAAAGAGUUACGCAGUGCACAACAGCAAGGCAGGUCCAAAAGUAGAGGACGUGACAAGUACGCGCGCAGGAAUAAAUCAAGAUCAAAAUCUCAAGAGCAUCACGAAUCCAAUACAUGUUACUACCACCGGAAGUUCGGGCAGAAAGCGUUCAAAUGCCUAUUACCAUCCAAUAAUACUCUGAUAACCACCUAUGGGUUAAGGUUAGUUAAUGUAGACUUAGGAUUACGAAAGAAGCUAGAUUGGACAUUCAUAGUGGCGGAUGUCAAGCAAGCCAUAAUCGGAGCGGAUUUCCUGGCACAUUUUGGAUUGUUAGUUGAUUUAAAACACAAACUGUUGCGUGAUGGAAAUACAAGUUGCAAGGUAGACGGUAAGCUGUCAAUUUCGGAGAUUGGAGGAAUUAUCACUUUUGACCAUGCUGAUCCUUUUGCCGAUCUCCUGCGGAAAUUCAGCGACAUCACUAAACCGGUAAGCCUUCAGAAACCAAAGCACGGAGUAACGCAUCACAUUAUUACUACAGGUCCAGCGGUCGCGGAACCGGCGCGCAGAUUGUCUGGUGAAAGAUUACAUGCAGUACGCGCACAAAUACAAUAUAUGUUAGAUGCAGGGAUUUGUAGACCCAGCUCUAGUCCCUGGGCUGAUCCAUUGCAUUUAGUACCACAAAAGGAUGGCGAUUGGAGAAUAUGCGGCGACUACAGGUGA